Messenger RNA from Neurospora tetrasperma FGSC 2508, 222 nucleotides. RefSeq lists its product as uncharacterized. The coding region runs from base 1 to 222 and encodes 73 amino acids. Lineage: Eukaryota; Fungi; Ascomycota; Sordariomycetes; Sordariales; Sordariaceae. The record is from RefSeq and is a predicted model, not a curated record. The transcript has 2 exons.
AUGGUCCUCCAAACCUACCGCAACCUCUCCCCACGCGCCCGCCUCGGCGUCGGCAUCGCAUUCACCCUCUGGGGCCUCAUCGGCCUCAAGCUGUCUGACAAGGCCGAAGAAAAGCUCGGCUAUACUCCCACCGAAGAGGAUCGCAGGGCGCUGGAGAGGUACAAGCCUCGGAUUAUCGAGGUCGAGAAGGAGGUUGAGAAAGUUGUCAGGGCUGAGAAAUGA